AUGAAGACGAUUGCGUUGCUGAUUGUGUCUGCGGUGGUGGCUGCGUCGGACGUGACGAACGUUGCGGCGGUCCCUCAAGGGGUGGUGUCGGACGUGAAGGAGAGCCAGCAUUUGCGCGAAGGGAAACCGACCGAUGCGCAGAAGAAGGAGUGGGGCCUGUGGGGACUUGGACGUUGGGGACUUGGCGCAGAUUGGGGGUGCGGAUCGCUCGGAUUAGGCCUUGGUUGUGGCGGCGGGUGCUUCUAA
Messenger RNA from Aphanomyces astaci, 246 nucleotides. RefSeq lists its product as hypothetical. Bases 1 to 246 code for a protein of 81 amino acids. The transcript has a single exon. NCBI's taxonomy places the organism in Eukaryota, Oomycota, Saprolegniomycetes, Saprolegniales, Verrucalvaceae. The record is from RefSeq and is a predicted model, not a curated record.